Messenger RNA from Cebus imitator (Panamanian white-faced capuchin), 901 nucleotides. RefSeq names its product NADH:ubiquinone oxidoreductase core subunit S8 (gene NDUFS8). Gene Ontology annotation, molecular function: 4 iron, 4 sulfur cluster binding; NADH dehydrogenase activity. Lineage: Eukaryota; Metazoa; Chordata; Mammalia; Primates; Cebidae. The coding region runs from base 217 to 849 and encodes 210 amino acids. Gene Ontology annotation, biological process: mitochondrial electron transport, NADH to ubiquinone; mitochondrial respiratory chain complex I assembly. The record is from RefSeq and is a predicted model, not a curated record. Gene Ontology annotation, cellular component: membrane. The transcript has 7 exons.
UGGGGUCGGAGAACAUGGGGAAGGUCGGGGAAGGUGCUGGGUUGGGUCCCUAGAACUGCAGUCAGUGGUCCAAAGGAGCGGGCCUGCUAGGGGUCACAGGUCAUGGGAGGAGCACUUUCGAGCUCCGGCUAAGUGCCGGGCUCGGUUCUGGCGUGCCCUUGGCACGUACCGGCUCCCCUAAUUCCCAAGACCACCCUCGCCCAACCCACUUCAUAGAUGCGCUGCUUGACCACACCCAUGCUGCUGCGGGCCCUGGCCCAGGCUGCCCGUGCAGCACCUCCCGGUAGCCGGAGCCUCCACAGCAGUGCAGUGGCAACUACCUACAAGCAUGUGAAUGUGCAGGAGCCCAAGAUGGACAUGAGGUCAGUGACUGACCGAGCAGCCCAGACCCUGCUGUUGACCGAACUCUUCCGAGGCCUGGCCAUGACCCUGAGCUACCUGUUCCGGGAGCCGGCUACCAUCAACUACCCGUUUGAGAAGGGUCCACUGAGCCCUCGCUUCCGUGGGGAGCAUGCCCUGCGCCGGUACCCAUCUGGGGAGGAGCGCUGCAUUGCCUGCAAGCUCUGUGAGGCCAUCUGCCCCGCCCAGGCCAUCACCAUCGAGGCUGAGCCGAGAGCCGAUGGCAGCCGCCGGACCACUCGCUAUGACAUCGACAUGACCAAGUGCAUCUACUGUGGCUUCUGCCAGGAGGCCUGCCCCGUGGAUGCCAUAGUCGAGGGCCCCAACUUUGAGUUCUCCACGGAGACGCACGAGGAGCUGCUGUACAACAAGGAGAAGCUGCUCAACAACGGGGACAAGUGGGAGGCGGAGAUCGCCGCCAACAUCCAGGCUGACUACCUGUACCGGUGAAGCCCCGCCCUCUGCCUGCAGCCUACUGCCCAAUAAAACCGCUCUGACCCCA